CGCCCUCGCCCAUUUGGUCUGAAUAAUUUACAACCCUUCUACCGUCGUGCAAGAGCAUUUAUUGUCUCGUACUUGUGUCUUGUUACAUUUGUGCACACUCUCUGUUCCUUGAACCAUAAUUUAUUUUGCAGGCAGAGACUGAGAGGCCUGCCACCAUUAAGUCAGUGUGUAGACAGUCCGGCCGGUCCCACAUCCUGCUCAGUAGCGUUGACGUGGAUUUUCAAAAUGGCGUACAAAUGGGAGACUCUGAAGGCUAUGCCUUCGAAAAGGGUUUUUGCCUCUUCUCUUGUUCAUGAAGAUAAUUUGUACAUCAUUGGUGGGUGUGAUGAAAGAGGAGUUCCUGUGGACAGUUUUGAAAUGUUCAACACAAAACAGAAGAAGUGGCAUCGUCUACAGAACAUCCCAACCAAGCGUGCUGCACCGGCAGUGGCCGGUAUCGGGAACAAAAUCGUUGCAGUGGGCGGAGUUGCAGAGUCCCAGAGUCCUCUGGAUGCUGUGGAGAUAUAUGAUAUGUCUGAGAAGAAAUGGCAAGUUGUAGAGUCUCUUGGGAAGAAACUGUUGGGCAUUUCUAGCUUCGUGAAAGACAACAAGGUUUAUCUCAUUGGAGGGAUGGCGGAAGACACAAACCCGACUGAUGCCUUCGUUGAGUUGGAUCUGGAGACAAACAGUUGGCAGAAACUUCCCGCGAUGAUCACCCCAAGAUAUGCAACAUUCUCCUUCCUCAUUGGAGACAAGGCAUAUGUUUUAGGUGGAAGACAAGGUAAGCUGCCAACUACAGCGUUUGAAGUGUAUGACUUCUCGACUCGACAGUGGCAAAAGUUGCCUGAUAUUCCCAGCAAGCGUGUGUUUGCCAUGUACGCGACAGAUGAGAAGAAUAUCUUCAGUGUUGGAGGCUUGCUGCAACCUGCCAGUCAGGGAUUUUCAGAUGUCUGUGAAAUUUACAACAUCGAAAAAGGAGAGUGGAGAGUUGGCCCGUCCAUGCCCACCAAGAGAGGAGACUUUGCUGUGGGCAUCGUUGGUGGCAAGUUGGUUUGUGCAGGAGGCCUAGGUAAUGAAGGCAAGCCUCUGAGUACGGUGGAAGUCUUUGAUGUGGACUCAAACUGCUGGAGCUCCGUGACAGACAUCCCGUCCACCCACUGUUCAUGCUCGUUCACCCUGUUCCAGGGACGUCUCUUCGUGACCGGGGGCCUCUCCAUGCGGGGACCCAGCAACUCUCUAGAGGCUUUAGAGUUCUCCUAGUUUUCUUAUCUCUCACAGAAAGGGGCAGAGGAUAGAUAUUGCUUUUUAUAACUAGAAAUUUUGGUGAAAGUUCUCAUGGCUCCAUUUGAUAGCCUUUUAACGGAAAGAGAACAUUGUCAGACAUGAAGAAUUGUGCUCUGAAAUUGUGAACUCUUCUCUCUUCAAAGAGAGUAUCAGCUCUUCAGAGAUGAGAGCACUGCUCAUCACAAAAGGUUUUGAAAUAAGGUUCUUGAUUUGUUCAAGUCAUGAAGUUGAUAGCUACUUUUGAUCUUCUGAUGGGUUUCUUUACAUGACAUAUUGCUUUUGUAUCCCUCAUUGCUUCCCUUAGGUCUCUAUAGUCUAAAAGGAUGUGUCUGUUUAACAUUAUAUCUAAGUGUAAAAAGUAAGUAGAAGUAUUUCCUUUGCCCUGUAAAUUUUGGAAAAUGUACUAAUUUGUGACAAAUUUUUCUUUCUUAUUAAUCUUCUUAUCAUUCUUGAUGCAAGAGUAGGAUCUAUGUUUGAAAAUAUUUACAUUUCAGCGCAUUAAGUACGGUACGAGAAAAGGUGUCAUUUUCUUUGUGAAUGUAAGACAUGAGUAGUUCAAAAAGAGAACCAAAUGCAAAACCAAAGUUGCACUAUGUUUACUUAUUCUUUUUAUUGACUUGGUAUUAGAUGUGAUCUAUGUUGCUUAAUUUUCCUUUCCCAUUUUGUAAUUUAUCUAAAUUACUUUUUCAUUUGUACCCUUGCAUCAGGGUUUUCUGCUACACCAAUGGGCACUUUUUCUGAAGCAUACGGAAAAAUGAAAUUUCUAGUGUUUGAAUUUUCAUUUUCUGAGAACCAUUUUUAUUGUUGUGUCUAUUCAUUUUUCUGUUUGGCUGAUAGUGCCGUAUAGGUUGUGGUAUUUAUUAGAAGUGCACCAUAUACUUGAAUUAUUGUAGUGCAGUAUUUAGGGCUCCAGUAUAGACGUUAUUCCUUAUGGUGGAAGCUGCUCCUGAAGUCUUGACUGUUCUCAAUUGUAACCCAUUUGUGACACAGGGUCAGAUCGUCCUGCUCUGUGCAUAGUUUGGGAUCCCUAGGGACAAAGAGUAGUAUUAGAUUUAGCGGACAGUUGCCCAUAAUUAGACCCCAUUUAUAAACACUACCAACUAUCUCAAAAA
This is a messenger RNA of Aplysia californica (California sea hare), 2375 nucleotides long. RefSeq names its product kelch domain-containing protein 8B. Gene Ontology annotation, molecular function: protein binding. The transcript has 6 exons. Lineage: Eukaryota; Metazoa; Mollusca; Gastropoda; Aplysiida; Aplysiidae. The record is from RefSeq and is a predicted model, not a curated record. The coding region runs from base 226 to 1239 and encodes 337 amino acids.